CCUAAAAUUCGUAAUCAUGAAAAAGAACGGCCAAGCCCCUUUGAAAGUGUUUUAAAACCUUUUAUACAAUCGUAAUAUGUCAUCUUUCACAUGUUUACAAAUAAUAUAAAUCUAUAUAAAUAACCAAUAAGUGAUAUCAUAUAUUUUUAAUUAUUACACAAUAAUUAUAAUCAAUUCUUCCUGUAAACAUGUCUGGGACAUUGAAACCGUAUUUGACAGCGGUGAGGCGCACACUUACCGCGGCAAUGUGUAUGGAGAAUUUUCAGUCCCAAAUUGUUGAAAAACAUAAUAAACCUGAAAUAGAAGUCGGUAUGAGCAAAGAAUUAUUGUUGACUCCAGUUAUUGUAAGUAGGAAUGACAAAGAAAAAGUUUUAAUUGAAUCGAGUAUUAAUAGUAUGAGGAUAAGUAUAGCUGUUAAACAAGUUGAUGAUAUGGAGAGAAUUUUGUGUCAUAAAUUUACGCGCUUCAUGAUGAUGAGGGCGGAAAAUUUUAUGAUUCUAAGGAGAGUACCUGUUAAAGGAUAUGACAUAAGUUUUCUUAUAACAAAUAUACAUAUAGAACAAAUGUAUAAGCACAAAAUAAUAGAUUUUGUUAUACAUUUUAUGGAGGAAAUUGACAGAGAAAUAAGUGAAAUGAAAUUAUCUAUGAAUGCAAGAGCUCGUAUUUGUGCUGAAGAAUUUUUAAAAAGGUUUUAAUAACUAAAAAAAAAAACGAUUUAAAAUCGUUGGCGAUAGUUCUGUAAAGUGGAGAAGAAAAAAAAAAUAAUCAACGACAGAAGAUUUUAAAAGUUAUCUAAUUUAUUUUUUUUAUAAUUUUCCAAUUCUGUACUACGAUGACCAAUAAGCGACUAAAUAAAAGGAUAAUCAGGGCAAUUUGUAGAUUAGUUACUAAAAAAAAUAAAUAAUCUUUUAAUUAAUACUGCAGAGUCUAUCGCUCACAUUGUGCAAUUAAAAUACACACGUACAGACUAAAGUAAAUUCGAAUACGAUGAUGCAUUUCCAUUCCUCUCAAACACUUUGUUGAUAAAAUCACUUUUUUAUUUUAUUAUAUUUUUAAUAACAUACUUCAACGCCUCUCAUCUUUAAAUAUAAAUAUAUAAAUAAUUGAGUAAGUUAAUUAAUUAAAUAAAAAUAUAACAACUGCCGAACGGAUUAAAAAAAGUUAAUAAAUAAAUAAUACUGCAUUUAGAUAAUGAAUAAUGACGAUUGUAAAAUACUUGUUAUAAAAAUAAAAUAAAAAAUAAAACAUAGAAUUAUAAGGUGCUCUUUGGUCUUUAUCGAUAGGUUGUAAUUACUAAAUAAUCUAGUGAUUACUCUUUCGAACUUCCAGCAUUGUAAUUUAUAUUUAAUAAAUGUCUAUUGAGUAAAUAAAAAAAAUUGAAGA
This is a messenger RNA of Microplitis mediator, 1383 nucleotides long. It is a transcript of the gene Arpc4, whose product is annotated as actin-related protein 2/3 complex subunit 4. Gene Ontology annotation, molecular function: actin filament binding. The transcript is spliced from 4 exons. The record is from RefSeq and is a predicted model, not a curated record. Lineage: Eukaryota; Metazoa; Arthropoda; Insecta; Hymenoptera; Braconidae. Gene Ontology annotation, biological process: actin filament polymerization; Arp2/3 complex-mediated actin nucleation. Gene Ontology annotation, cellular component: actin cytoskeleton; Arp2/3 protein complex. The coding region runs from base 189 to 695 and encodes 168 amino acids.